AGGCGAGGGCGGGCUGGGCGGAUUUGACGAGAGCCGCGGCGGUUGGCGAAGCGGACGGGGCGCAGCCUCUCCGGUGCGAAGAGCAGUCCCCACUGACAGAUCCCCUUCUUCCGGCCGCGCCACCCGGGAGGCGGAUCCCCGGGGCCUGAGGAGGCUUCCUCGGCCCGGGCCUCCCUCCCUCUCCUACGAGUCACCCGGGCGGCCUGGGAGGAGAAGGAGGAGAAGGAAGUCGUCGGGGGCGGCGGCGGGCAGAGAACCCGCUCCUCCUUUCCCAGCGGCGGCGGCGGGGGCAGGACAAUGGAGGUGGCUGUAGAGAAGGCGGCGACGGCGGCCGCGGCGGCUUCGGCGGCGGCCGCCGGGGGGCCCUCGGCUCCGCCGAGCGGGGAGAACGAGGCCGAGAGUCGGCAGGGCCCCGACUCGGAGCGCGGAGGCGAGGCGGCCCGGCUCAACCUGUUGGACACUUGCGCCGUGUGUCACCAGAACAUCCAGAGCCGGGCGCCCAAGCUGCUGCCCUGCCUGCACUCCUUCUGCCAGCGCUGCCUGCCCGCGCCCCAGCGCUACCUCAUGCUGCCCGCCCCCAUGCUGGGCUCGGCCGAGACCCCGCCGCCCGUCCCCGCCCCCGGCUCGCCGGUCAGCGGCUCCUCGCCGUUCGCUACCCAAGUGGGAGUCAUUCGAUGUCCAGUUUGCAGCCAAGAAUGUGCCGAGAGACACAUCAUAGAUAAUUUUUUUGUGAAGGACACUACUGAGGUUCCCAGCAGUACAGUAGAAAAGUCUAAUCAGGUAUGUACAAGCUGUGAGGACAAUGCAGAAGCUAAUGGGUUUUGUGUAGAGUGUGUUGAAUGGCUCUGCAAGACAUGCAUCAGAGCUCAUCAAAGGGUGAAAUUCACAAAAGACCACACUGUGAGACAGAAAGAGGAAGUAUCUCCAGAGGCAGUUGGUGUGACCAGUCAGCGACCAGUGUUUUGUCCUUUUCAUAAGAAGGAGCAGCUGAAACUUUACUGUGAAACAUGUGACAAACUGACAUGUCGGGACUGCCAGUUAUUAGAACAUAAAGAGCACAGAUAUCAAUUUAUAGAAGAAGCUUUUCAGAAUCAGAAAGUGAUCAUAGAUACACUAAUCACCAAACUGAUGGAAAAAACAAAAUACAUAAAAUUCACAGGAAAUCAAAUCCAAAACAGGAUAAUUGAAGUAAAUCAAAAUCAGAAGCAGGUGGAACAGGAUAUUAAAGUUGCCAUAUUUACAUUGAUGGUAGAAAUAAAUAAAAAAGGAAAAGCUCUACUGCAUCAGCUUGAGAGUCUUGCAAAAGAUCAUCGAAUGAAACUUAUGCAACAGCAGCAGGAAGUGGCUGGACUUUCUAAACAGUUGGAACAUGUCAUGCAUUUUUCUAAAUGGGCAGUUUCCAGUGGCAGCAGUACAGCAUUACUUUAUAGCAAGCGACUGAUUACAUACCGGUUACGGCACCUCCUUCGAGCAAGGUGUGAUGCUUCCCCAGUGACCAACAAUACCAUCCAAUUUCACUGUGAUCCUAGUUUCUGGGCUCAAAAUAUUAUCAAUUUAGGUUCUUUAGUAAUUGAAGAUAAGGAGAGUCAACCACAAAUGCCUAAGCAGAAUCCUGUCAUGGAACAGAAUUCACAGCCACCAGGUGGUUUAUCUUCAAACCAGUUAUCCAAGUUUCCAACACAGAUCAGCCUAGCUCAAUUACGACUCCAGCAUAUGCAGCAACAGGUAAUGGCUCAGAGGCAACAGGUGCAACGGAGGCCAGCACCUGUGGGUUUACCAAACCCUAGAAUGCAGGGGCCCAUCCAGCAACCUUCCAUCUCUCAUCAGCAACCUCCUCCACGUUUGAUAAAUUUUCAAAAUCACAGCCCCAAACCCAAUGGACCAGUUCUUCCUCCUCAUCCUCAACAGCUAAGAUAUCCACCAAACCAGAAUAUGCCACGACAAGCAAUAAAGCCCAACCCCCUGCAGAUGGCUUUCCUGGCUCAACAAGCCAUAAAACAGUGGCAGAUCAGCAGUGGGCAGGCCGCCCCGUCACCUGCCAACAGCACGUCCUCUACUCCAUCCAGUCCCACCAUUACUAGUGCAGCAGGGUGUGAUGGGAAGGCCUUUGGGUCGCCUAUGAUUGAUCUGAGCUCACCCGUGGGAGGUCCCUAUAAUCUUCCUUCUCUUCCAGAUAUUGACUGCUCAAGUACUAUUAUGCUGGACAAUAUUGUGAGGAAAGAUACUAGUACAGAUCAUGGCCAGCCGAGACCACCCUCAAACAGAACCGUCCAGUCACCGAAUUCAUCAGUGCCAUCUCCAGGCCUUGCAGGACCUGUUACUAUGACAAGUGUACACCCACCAAUACGUUCACCUAGUGCCUCCAGCGUUGGGAGCCGAGGAAGCUCUGGCUCUUCCAGCAAACCAGCAGGAGCUGAUUCUACACACAAAGUCCCAGUGGUCAUGUUGGAGCCAAUCCGAAUAAAACAAGAAAACAGUGGACCACCUGAAAAUUAUGAUUUUCCUGUUGUUAUAGUGAAACAAGAAUCAGAUGAAGAAUCUAGGGCUCAAAAUACCAACUAUCCAAGAAGCAUACUCACCUCCCUGCUCUUAAAUAGCAGUCAGAGCUCUGCAUCUGAAGAGUCUGUGUUAAGAUCAGAUGCCCCUGAUAGCACAGGAGAUCAACCUGGACUUAACCAGGAAAAUUCCUCAAAUGGAAAGUCUGAGUGGCUAGAUGCCUCGCAGAAGUCACCCCUUCACGUUGGAGAGACAAGGAAAGAGGAUGACCCCAAUGAGGACUGGUGUGCAGUUUGUCAGAACGGAGGGGAACUCCUAUGCUGUGAGAAAUGUCCCAAAGUAUUCCACCUCUCUUGUCAUGUACCCACAUUGGCAAAUUUUCCAAGUGGAGAGUGGAUUUGCACUUUCUGCCGAGACUUAUCUAAACCAGAGGUUGAGUAUGAUUGUGAUGCUCCCGUUCACAACUCAGAAAAAAAGAAAAUUGAAGGCCUUAUCAAACUAACGCCAAUAGAUAAAAGGAAGUGUGAACGCCUACUUUUAUUUCUUUAUUGCCAUGAAAUGAGCCUGGCUUUUCAAGACCCAGUUCCUCUAACUGUGCCUGAUUAUUACAAAAUAAUUAAAAACCCAAUGGACUUGUCAACCAUCAAGAAAAGACUACAAGAAGAUUAUUCCAUGUAUACAAAGCCUGAAGAUUUUGUAGCUGAUUUUAGAUUGAUCUUUCAAAACUGUGCUGAAUUCAAUGAGCCUGAUUCAGAAGUAGCCAAUGCUGGUAUAAAACUUGAAAGCUAUUUUGAAGAACUUCUGAAGAACCUUUAUCCAGAAAAACGGUUUCCUAAAGUAGAAUUCAGGAAUGAAUCAGAAGAUAAUAAAUUUAGUGAUGACUCAGAUGAUGACUUUGUACAGCCCCGGAAGAAACGCCUCAAAAGCAUAGAGGAACGCCAGUUGCUUAAAUAAACAACACCACUGGCGUGUGCUGGUUUUUAGAUUUUUUUUGUUUUCAAAAAACAUUUUGUCAGUAAUUUAACAUCAUUACCAAGAAGAGCUUGUGACCACUUUAAGUUUUCAAUGUUUACUAGACUCUGAUUUCCUUAAUAACCCAUUUCUUUUAACCUUCUUAUUAAGAAAGAAAGAAAAAGAGGGAGCAAGGAAGGAGAAAGGAAGAAAGAAAGAAGCAUCAACAACAGAAUAAAAAGACAUUCUCCCCACUUAUUGGAUUUCAAACUGCAGUCUGGAGUGAUAGCAACUAUAGAAAGGAAAUAGACUUUGUAUGAACUCUAAGUUGAAAAUUUAAUGUGGUUUGGAAGUGUGCGUUAAUCCAUUUUUAGAAAAUACCACUACUCAUUAACUAUGGACCAACCAUGAGUUAGGUGUACUGUACGUAAGAGCAGUACUCCAAUGAAUAUGAGUGGUAAUAAGAGUUCUAUCCUAGGAUGCCCACUGGUGCAACGAAAAAGUAGAUUAGAUGCUAUUAAGAAGGCACCUAAUAGUAUAUCAUGUAAGAUGGCAAUUGUAUUAAAGAAAAAGGAAAACAGAUGUUU
Eubalaena glacialis (North Atlantic right whale) is the source of this 4034-nucleotide messenger RNA. RefSeq names its product tripartite motif containing 24 (gene TRIM24). The transcript has 19 exons. The record is from RefSeq and is a predicted model, not a curated record. Gene Ontology annotation, molecular function: zinc ion binding; protein binding. Bases 298 to 3450 code for a protein of 1050 amino acids. Lineage: Eukaryota; Metazoa; Chordata; Mammalia; Artiodactyla; Balaenidae.